This is a messenger RNA of Labeo rohita (rohu), 1127 nucleotides long. It is a transcript of the gene ucmaa, whose product is annotated as upper zone of growth plate and cartilage matrix associated a. The coding region runs from base 101 to 511 and encodes 136 amino acids. The transcript is spliced from 5 exons. NCBI's taxonomy places the organism in Eukaryota, Metazoa, Chordata, Actinopteri, Cypriniformes, Cyprinidae. Gene Ontology annotation, cellular component: extracellular matrix. Gene Ontology annotation, biological process: regulation of osteoblast differentiation; embryonic skeletal system development. The record is from RefSeq and is a predicted model, not a curated record.
UCUCUCUGUCCUACACACACACACACGCACGCUCUCUCAGGUUUCAGGACUCUCUGCUGUGGUUCUGAUAUCUGCAUAAGACACACUCAUCUUCUAAAGGAUGGCCGGGACUCAUACUGUCCUGCUCACUCUGCUGCCCACAGUCCUUAUUCUAAUUGUUCUGGCCGGGGUUGAAAGUGCAGCUGUUAAAGAUGGAAAAGACAGUGAAGCUAAAGCAGGAGCAUCUAAACAAGUUUUCAUGCCAGCAUCUGAUGCCUCAAACUUCUUCAAACGGCGUGGUCGCAGAUCCCCGGGAACUUAUGAAGAGUACUAUGCGGAGCAGAGACUGAAGAUGGCUGCGAACGAGCGAAGGAGAGAGCACUUAGAGGAACAACACGACGAACACGAGAACUAUUUAGAGGAGGAGCGUGAUGAGCAGUACGAGAGGACCAGAGAGAGGAACGAGCAGUGGAGAGAAUUCCACUAUGAUGGUCAAUACCCACGAUACCCUCACCACCGCCGCUACGUCUGAGCACAUGCCUUGGAAAGUGGAUAAGCAUCAUUUGAGCGAUACUUUCAUGACGUAAUAUAAUUAUUCAAAGCAUAUAAGCACUUACAGAAUUAAAGCUCUUACUACAUGUAUAAUAAAAGGGUUUGUGUGUUUAGAAUGUGACUUUUCCCCCCUCUGUUCUAGCUGCUAUCUUAAGUGCUAUCUUAAUACUGGUCUCUUUAUCACAACAUUCAUUAGUUUGUGUUUUUAAGCUUUUUUCUAAGAGCAACUCGUAUUUCCUUCUUCAGUAAUUACAUUCAGCUGUCAUCUGACCUCCCUUUUUAAUAACAUUUGCUCUAUACUGAUGUGUGACUAAAGCUCAUCUCAUUUUCCACAUUAAUGAGGAUUCGAUAUAAAACCUAACCAGAAUAAUUAAAAACCCAGGCUUAUGGCAACAUCUUGUAAACUCAUAAAUAUGGUACAUAUAGUAAAAAAGCCCAGGUUUGUGUGCCUACAGACGGGAUAUUAAUUCCAAGGCAGUAUUUGCUGGCAACAGAGUGACAUUCCUGUGCUGAGAGUUUAGACAGAUGGGAAAAUAAGGGAGAAAGAAACAAGUGGAAAGAUUUAUCGACUUUCCUGAGCUUUGGUGCCGUUGCCC